Entelurus aequoreus (snake pipefish) is the source of this 2838-nucleotide messenger RNA. Its product is annotated as centromere protein L-like. NCBI's taxonomy places the organism in Eukaryota, Metazoa, Chordata, Actinopteri, Syngnathiformes, Syngnathidae. Bases 84 to 1175 code for a protein of 363 amino acids. The record is from RefSeq and is a predicted model, not a curated record. The transcript is spliced from 5 exons.
UUGGUGCAUUUCAGCGCGUGGAAUCAUGGGAAAGCGCCCCGUUCAAAUCUGUUUCCGGUUUGUUCUGUUCCGUUUCGUUCGACAUGAAAAACAUGGAGCCCAACCGGAUCAGCGCGGCAAAGACACCCCUGAACAGUGCUGGCCAGAGGAGGAGUAAAAGCAGGAGCUACCGGCAGUCAUACCGCAGCUGCUUAGGUGCGGCGUCACGUCUGUGUUUGACCCCGGCGAUGACGUCACGGCGCCUCAACACCAACAGAAAAGCGCCGGAGUUGCUCAACAUCGCUGAGAGGGUGGACGCCCAGCAGCUGGCCUUACUGAUGAGAACGGAAUGGCAGCUGUCCUACGUCACGCCCCUCUACCAGUUCCGCUACACCCAACUGAAGAGCUAUGCCAGGCAGCUCUCUGCAUAUCUGACUGCAGAGAAACAGCAAGGCCUGGCGGUGGGGGUGGAUGUCAGCCUGAGCUACAGAGUCACCUUCUCCGUGGUUCACGGGAUGACCCAAACUGAAGUUGAUGCCGAGACCGUCUUAAUACAGAUUUACUGCAAGCCCUUGUUUGCCAGGCAGGAUGAGCCCCCGAAGGAAGUGUGGAAAGGCUGGCUCACAUGCAUCAACGGCAGCCAUGACUACAUCAACUCACUUCCAAAAGACUUGACCUGCCUGCCACUAUUUGGCAGCAGCAAGACCGAGGCGCUGACCGCUUCCGUCAAAUCCUGGUUCCAGAAGAGCUUUGACUGUUUCUUCGCCCCGUUGGAGAUCAGCCACACGAUCCUGCAGUGGCUGGUGGCGCUGUGGACCAACUGCCACGCAGAGCCCAAUACCCGGCAACUCCAAAUGGUGUGGACUCUCCCGGUCGUGCCGGCGCUGCAGGUCACCUACGCUGUCGACCCGGCAGACGCCUGGCAGCUGUGGUGCAGUGUGAGGCGAGAUCCGCAGGAAAGGAUGACCGAACAUGACAUUAUUGACAUCGAGGAGGUGAUGAGGCUCAUGAAGGGACUCAUGUGCCACUUCUACCGACACUUCAGGGUGGACCUGUCGGCUGGGACCUUGAGUCAGGUGUCCACGGCACUGGGAGGAGCCAAAUGUAGCGGGAAGAUUAAGUUUUUAAACAGCAACUACAUGACCGCCAUGCUGACGUUGCUGACCGAGUGCGCCCUCCUCAAGAUGCCAAUUUGAAGAAACCUGCAGAUGGUAAAUUAAAUCAGGUCUUAUGUUGAAGGGGAACUGGAAUUUUGUCCAUCAUCCACAAUCCUUAUGAUAAGAAAACACAAAUUAUAAGCAGUGAAAAACUGCUAGUACAAGGCAGCUAACGACACUGGUAAUAAGAUUAAUCUACUCCGCCUAUAAAGCGCUUAAAAAACGGCAACAACGCUCCUUUACAUGCCGUGACCUGCAUAUUAUCCAAGCUACAGCAACAUUCUAAUUGUAAGAGCUAACACAGAGGAACUACUUUUCUGGCAUAGUGACUCAGGUUGUUCAAUAAAAUCGAUUCUCACCCGAAUAGGGAUUCUUAUUUAUUCUGAUUCUAAAUAGAUUAAUCAUUUUUAUAAAAUAUAUAUAUUUUUCUUUUUAAGAAUCAGUUCCAGAGAUGUUUUUAGGCCAUCUCCAUGCUGACUGGCUGCGCGUAUACUUAACCUGUUUUUAAAAAAAGUUAUUAUAAUUCUUUUUUUAUUUUAUUUUUUUUAAGAAUUUAUUAAUCAAUCCAUCAAAACAAUACCAUAAUAAUGCAAUAAACAGAGCAAUUAUAAUUCAUUCUUGAUUUGAUUGAAAACAUGUUUAAAAAAUUCAAUCGACUUCAUCUUGCACAACUUCCGACAUAUAAGAGUCUGAUAUGAUGGUCUAAUGAUUAGACCAGAGGUGCCCAAACCUUUCCCACUGACUGACACAUCAAAGGAUGCAGGGACCGUUUUGGGUAAGUUUAACCUUUAAAACCAGUACAAUAUUUUUUUCCCCCAAAAAAUAGAAAGGACAAUUUCGAUAGAAAUUUCGUGUGAAUGCUGAGGAGCCAAAGUUGAACUGAAAGGUUAACAGUUAGCGCACGAGACAGAUAGCCUCAAGUCACAAAAAACAUGAGCAAAUGAGCUAAAAAAAAUGCCAGCAUGUUUAGUUAGCAUUUGUGAAAUACCAAGAUAUGACACUGAGGUGUAUACCAUCUAAAUUAGCUGGUAAAUCUAGCAUGCAAAUGUUGGCAUGUUAAAAUGCUGACUGUAACAUAUGUUAAGUACCUAAAUAUAUAACUCUGAGGUGUGUACCUAAAAAUGUGUUUGUUAGCCUGCUAACGCUAACAUGCAUCAAGGUGUCUACCUUCAAAAUUAGCUAAAAAAAAUUAAAAUAAACAGCUAUCAUUUUUCAAGUAACACAAUAUUUGACACUGAGGUGUUUACCUGCAAAAUUAGCAACAACAAAAGCUACUAUUACAAUGCUAUCAAUGUGCCAGGGGCCAUUAAACAAUUGGCUAAGAACCACAAUUGGCCCCCCAGGCCGCACUUUGGAACCCCUUGAAUUAGACCAUUUCGAAAAAAGCAGCCACCAACCAGUAUUCUCGAUUUUAGCAUCAAACCAUUCAUGUCUUGGAGUGACAAUUCCCUCUCACAAUCGAAAAACUCCAUCCCAAGAAUGGGAAUUGUUUUGAGUAUUAAGAUUCACAUCCCUCGCAACUGCCAUUGGAGCUGCCCACCAACCACAACUGUAAUGCUGUCACUCUGUUCAACUUCCUCCAUGAACCGAAGUAGCCUGUUCCCAAACUAGGAUCUAGGAUCCUCCAGUAAUAUUCACUUUUUUGUUUUUUUGGCCUAAGACUUGUUUUGUACAGAACUGUAAAGUCAUUUGUUUGUUAUUC